Molecule: messenger RNA, 2361 nt
Organism: Phycodurus eques (leafy seadragon)
Lineage: Eukaryota; Metazoa; Chordata; Actinopteri; Syngnathiformes; Syngnathidae
Gene: ppp1r14c
Product: protein phosphatase 1, regulatory (inhibitor) subunit 14C
Exons: 4
Coding region: 99-542 (147 amino acids)
Biological process (GO): regulation of phosphorylation
Cellular component (GO): cytoplasm
Molecular function (GO): protein serine/threonine phosphatase inhibitor activity
Source: RefSeq, a predicted model, not a curated record
UUAAAAUUCUCGCGUCCACUCCACAGUCUGCUGCAGCCCCACUCGACACGCUCUACCCACGCCUUAGCCACUAAAAGCCAGCCAGCUAGUCAAGAGCCAUGUCGGCCGCCAGCACCGAGACGAGCGCCCCGCCGCUGCCCUCCGCAGCCAGCCGCGUGUUCUUCCAGGCUGCGCCCGGCGUGGGCUGCGCCGGCUCGGCCCCGCUCGGCGGCGGCGGCGGCGGCUCCGACGACCCGGUGCAGAAGCGGCAGGGCAAAGUGACCGUCAAGUACGACCGCAAGGAGCUGCGGAAGCGGCUGGUGCUGGAGGAGUGGAUCAUCGAGCAGCUCAGCGACCUGUACGACUGCGAGGAGGAAGAGAUGCCCGAGGUUGAGAUAGACAUCGACGACCUUUUGGAGGUGAACAGUGACGACGAGAGGGCCAUCAAACUGCAGGAGUCAUUAAUAGACUGUUACAAACCAACAGAGGAUUUUGUCCGCGAGUUGCUGGGCAGGAUAAGAGGAAUGAGGAAGCUCAGUGCUCCGUCAAAGAAGGGUCUAUAAUGUCGGGGACCCUGACAUCGCCUCAUCCGCACAGCUACUUCAGUAACUCAUCCGAACACAAGCCGCAUCACUUCCUCAACCAUCCAUGCAUACCACUCGCUCGCUACACACACAAUGACAAGGAUAGUGUAUACAUUGCUGGACUGUUAAAAGGGUACGUAGCAAACAGCGUCGCCUACCUUUCAGAUUUGCUCGUUUUGAGCUCCUGACAGCCAUUGAAAUGAAAAAUCUCAACGACAACAAAAACAAGGGAGGAUCUUCGUCUGUACUGCAUUUGCUGUGUAAUUAGCUAUAGCACUAUGUAAAAACAGUGCUUCAUUAUUUUAUUAUUAUUAUUUUUUUUACUGAGGUGUUCUGUUGUUACUGCCAUUUAUUGUUCAUGUGAAAGUGUCAGUCUUUUUCUGCUCAUAAUCCUUACGCUGUAACUUAUUCUUGCUUGCAUAAUGUAAAUGAGUUUUUAAUUUAAUACAUAGUUAGGAUGAAAGGGGAUUUAUUUUUAGCCAUUUAAAAUAUGUGAGGAUGUCUAUAUUUACCCACCAUUUUAGUGUGCUUUUCAGCGCAGCAAGGCAUGAUGGGUAUUGUAGUUCCCUACUACAAACCUGAUGAUUGGUGGCCUUCGCUCAUGUUUGACCCAUUUUUUUUCAACACAUAUCAGUUGGCAAUUUAGUUUGAAGUCCAAAUAUUUAGUCAUUGUCAGUGAUGAGGGCUUGCCUUUUAAGGACUUUCAGGAUGUUGUAUGACUAUUUCUCAGCACUGAACCUUAACAAUACCAACAACCUAAAGAAAAAUAGUCUGGACAACUUGAAAUAUUUAUGCUUGCCAAAUGUAAAUUAGAAAUGUCAAACAGCAGGACAGUCUCAGAGUUAUCAGGCAGGCACGGUACAUUUUAAGAUAUUUAAACAUAAAAGGUGACUUUUAUGGCAACUCUUGUUGUGUUAAAGUUGCAGAAUUGCAAGUUUAAGAGGCGGAUUGUUGAUUUAUUUACACCAGUAAAGCUGUGCAGUUACAAUCAAGACCCACUUACAAUAACAAGCAUUCAGUCAUGAAUAAAUAAAUCACGAUGGACAAAAUCCUCCUCAGCUGCCAAAGACACUCAAGCAGGGUGACGGUUGAUUUUUCUUUUGAGCACAAAGUACCCGUCUUGCAUGCUAACAACAAGUAAACACUGACAGAGUAUAGAUAUAAGUAACUUAUAAUCCAAAAUUUUUAACUUAGCUUCUUAACUUUAUAGAACUUUUAUUUAGAAUUGACGUGACUUAACACGUCAGAGAGAAUCCAGGAGAACUUGUGGGAAAAAAUGGUGCUGUUUUUGAUGUCCUGCCCAGGUUGUGGCUGUAUUAAAAAAGUGUUUUCACUGUGUAACGUCGGACUAAAAUGUCACACGUUGCCUGCAAUGGCGUUGUCGGGAGGACUCCUUUUGCAGGAGAGUGCAAUGCUUCCGGGUUUCGUGCUGAGCCACUUUUAGGAUUUUGUUCCCCUCUACUGAGAAGCAGUUCAGGGGCAAUAGGUUAAUAUUUUAUAAUUUAUGGGGAAAUAUUUUAAAAGUGUCAAUAUAGGAAGGCUUUGCAUGUAUUUUUAAAGUAGGAUGUGGAGGGUGGGAGUGGACAACGGGGAACAUUUGUUGGCCCAGAGAUUUUUAUUUCACGUUCCUUUUUAUACUUUUUAUUAAAAUUACAUUUUUUUUCAGCUGCUGUUUUUCUUCUUCUGUACGUCCACAAUAAGCAAUCUUGUUUUUAAAAAAUGUAAUGUGUAAGGUGUGUGUGGUCUGUUUUUUCUUGCGUAUAAUAAAAUGCAGACAACUCUGUGCUGUUUUAAGAAA